This is a messenger RNA of Pelobates fuscus (common spadefoot toad), 5281 nucleotides long. RefSeq names its product calmodulin regulated spectrin associated protein family member 2 (gene CAMSAP2). NCBI's taxonomy places the organism in Eukaryota, Metazoa, Chordata, Amphibia, Anura, Pelobatidae. Gene Ontology annotation, cellular component: microtubule minus-end. The record is from RefSeq and is a predicted model, not a curated record. Gene Ontology annotation, biological process: negative regulation of microtubule depolymerization; cytoplasmic microtubule organization; neuron projection development. The coding region runs from base 188 to 4501 and encodes 1437 amino acids. Gene Ontology annotation, molecular function: microtubule minus-end binding; spectrin binding; calmodulin binding. The transcript is spliced from 18 exons.
UAAUCAACAAUUGCAGAGAUUCAAGUUAAUCAAAAGGCAAGCUGUAUACAUCUGCUGGUGUUGAUGUGAUAACGUGCCCCUUCUCUCCUUAAGUUGGUUGAUUCGAUCCUCUGGCAAGAUGAACAAUUGACUAGGUUUGGGUUUGUGCUGUAAAUCAUGUAAAUCGAAGGAUCAACCUUUUCCAACCAUGGUGGAUUUAGCAGCUGGCGGCCAGGAGGUGAAGAAAACAUUUAUUGUUCCAGCCAUUAAACCGUUUGAUCAUUAUGACUUCAACAGGGCCAAGGUGGCUAGUAAUCUGGCCUGGUUGGUUGCCAAGGCUUUUGGGGCAGAGAAUGUUCCAGUGGAGCUUCAAGAGCCCUUCUAUACAGAUCAGUAUGACCAGGAACACAUGAAGCCUCCAGUGCUUAACCUACUGCUAUCUGCCGACUUGUACUGCCGGGCUGGAAGUCUUAUCUUGAAAAGUGAUACUGCCAAACCUCUUCUGGGACAUGAUGCUGUCAUUCAAGCCCUGGCUCAGCGUGGGUUGUAUGUCACGGAUGGGGAGAAGCUGGUUACUGAACGGGACCUACGGAAGAAGCCCAUCCAGAUGAGUGCUCAUCUUGCUAUGAUUGAUACCCUGAUGAUGGCAUACACCGUAGAGAUGGUCAGCAUUGAGAAAGUCAUUGGCUGUGUCCACAAGUACUCCCCAUUCUUUCAGGCAGCCGAUAUGCCCUAUGAUAUCGAAGAUGCUGUCAUGUACUGGAUCAACAAGAUGAAUGGACAUUUGAAAGGUAUUCUUGAGCAAGAACAACGAUUGAAGGAGCAGCAGAACAUGGAUCCAAACAAAACUCCCAAGUCUUCUUCCAAAUGGUUUUGGAAACUGGUCCCUGCUCGUUAUAGAAAAGAACCAAAUGUAUUUCGACAGCUCCCCUGCAUUCCCCUUAUGGAGAACAUAUUGAAGGAUGGUACUGAUGGCUGUGCAAUAUCUGCCCUCAUCCACUUUUACUGCCCUGAUGUCAUCAGGCUGGAAGAUAUUUGUUUCAAGGAGUCCAUGUCCCUUGCAGACAGUCUUUAUAACCUUCAGUUGAUCCAGGAUUUUUGCCAGGAGUAUCUCAAUGGUUGCUGCCAUUUUACGCUGGAAGACAUGCUGUAUGCCUCAUCUUCAAUCAAGGCCAAUUACUUGGUGUUUAUGGCAGAACUCUUCUGGUGGUUUGAAGUGGUAAAACCAUCUUUUGUGCAACCACGAGUAGUUAAUACAGAAGACCCACUGCAGUCUCCUAAGCAUUUCUCUAUCAGAAGAAACACUGUAUCCCGCUCCACUAGUUUCAGGAAUCCACAGCAACAAACGUCUCGGAAUCCAGCAGCAAUUCGAAGGUCGUCCUCCAUGUCAUAUGUAGAUGGGCAAGUUGGAACAUGGCCAAAAGAGAAAAGAUCAUCCGUGCAUGGUGUCUCAUUUGACAUCUCUUUUGAUAAGGAAGAUGAAAUCCGUGUGACAACUCCAAGCAGACCUAUCCAGAGAUCCAUCAGCAAUGAAGGCUUCUCUCUCAAUGUGGCUCGUGUACCCAAACAUAUUCGCAAAAAUCUAUCAUUCCAACCUAUUAAUGGACAAGGACCAUCUGAAAGUAUUCAUGAGGAGUUUAAUCAGCUUUCUCUAAACCAUGAUAGAGUUUCACCUAACGAUGAACAAUGGGACUCCGAUGAAGGAGAUCAAUACAAACGAUCCAAUGGCCCACAUCAAAAUAGGCUCAGUUUUGAUGAACUUGAUUGUCAGAUAGAAGCUCCUAGUAUUGAAGAAGCCCUACAGAUAAUCCAUAACCCUGAGAAAACACCCAUUAUUGGGGACCAAGUGAAUAAUGGUUUCUUCUUGCAUAGUAAUGAUACAAAUUCAGCUAUUCUUACAGAACCUAACUUAGACCUCCUUGAUGGAUGGAAAGGUGCCCAGAGUCCAGUCAGCGACACCACAGAGGUUGACACUGGAAUUCACGUGCCAUCAGAAGAUAUCCCUGAAACCAUGGAUGAUAAUUCAUCUUUGAAAGACUACACCGUAAGCUUAGAUUCUGAUUUAGAUGAUCCACUGAAGCUCCACCAAGAUUAUGGAGUUGCUAAUCUGAGAGAUCCAGUAAGCCCCUGUCCAAGUUCAGUAAGUGGCAAGUCACAGGCAGGAAGUACAGCCUCUUCUAGUUCUGGCGUAAAGAUGACCAGUUUUGCAGAGCAAAAGUUUAGGAAACUGAACCAUGGAGACAGUAGGAGCAGUGGAAGCAGCUCGCAAAAGACUACUCCAGAAGGAUCAGAGUUAAAUAUCCCUCAUAUAUUAGCAAUUGGACAAAUACAGGAAGAGAGUGGCGUUCCACAAAGCAAGGAUACAACACAGCUGUUGGCAUCUGAAGUAGUGCAGCUGAGGAUGAAACUGGAGGCUAAAAGAAGAGCUAUUGAGGCUCAGAAGAAGAAAGUAGAAGCAGCGUUUACACGGCAGCGUCAGAGAAUGGGCAGAACUGCAUUUCUUACUGUAGUGAAAAAGAAAGGAGAUGUGAUUUCUCCCCUGAGAGAUGAAGCAGCAGGUGUAGAAAGCGAAAGAGUGGGGCAAGAAACUGAUGGAGUGAUAGAUUCAAGAGCCAGCAACCACUCUGAGAUGAAUCCAAAUAUAAACCUAAGCCUGGAUCAAGCUCCCUUGAAAUUGCAGAAAUUGCCACAAAUAUCUAUAGAUGGGGAGAAGUUCUUGAAUCCUCAAAGUCCCAUUGAAGAAAAUGUAAGUGAGAUAGAUGUUGGGGAAUACACAAAAUCCAUAGAAAAGCUAAAUUUGUCUCUUAGUGCUCUCCAAACAGAAAUGCAACGUUUGGCCAUGCAACAGGACCUGCUGAUGCAGAUGAGAGAAAAGCAAUCAUGGGUCAUUUCUCCUCCUCAACCUUCUCCGCAGAAACAACUCCAACGAGAUUCUAAACCUUUGUCAAAACCCUUAACAGGGUCUCUAAUUCCUUGCUUAACAUUGGAAUCCCCUAGACUUGUUCACAUAUCACCACAAACUUCCAUCAAGAAGACAGUGUCUUUUAACUCUAAGCUCCAAAGGAUCCCUCGUCCAAACGAACUUAAAAUACCACCUUUACACCGCACAUUGACUCCUCCUCAGUCGGUAGACAGUCUUCCUCGUCUGCGUAGGUUCUCACCUAGCCAGAUUCAAACAAGAUCAUUUGUAUAUUUCGGAGAUGACCGCAAGCCUGCAGCAGGAGCACCACAAGUAGAUACAUCUUCUGCUGAUGAGCCUGCAAGAUAUGGAGGACCCGAGAAAAAAGUGGAAGCAAAACCCAUUGAAUCGACUGUAUCAGAAGUGCUGUCUCAGCCUAUCGUAGAAACGGUGUGUCUCACACCAAAUGAUGAGAUGUUCAUUGAACGGAGCUUAACUGCAUCCAAAAAUGGAAACCUUAUUGAAGUUCCACUCUCCAAACUGCAGCCACCAGAUUUUCCGACAGAGGGGAAUGAAGUGGAAGCUGAAAAAGAUCUAGUUAAUGAGGACCAAAAAGUUUGCUGUGGCUUCUUUUUCAAGGAUGACCGCAAAGAGGAAAAUGAUAUGGCAGCAAAGCGCGCAGCUCUGCUGGAGAAGAGACUGAGGAGAGAGCGAGAAAAUCACCAGAGGAAGCAAGAACUUGAGCUAGAGCAAGAACAACUGAAAGAAGAAGCAAGGCGGAAAUCUGAAGAGGAACGUACUAAAAAGGAGGAUGAAAAGGCCAGACGGGAAUAUAUAAAGCAAGAAUACAUGCGCAGGAAACAGUUGAAAUUAAUGGAAGACAUGGACUCUGUAAUAAAGCCCCGAACAAACUUUAAUAAAUCAAGAAAACCCCGGCCCAAAUCCAUUCAUAGGGACCACCAGCUUGAGUCUCCAAAAACACCAACCGGGCCCCCACCAGUUUCUAGUCUUUCCUUCGCAUCUUUGAACACAGCUGAAAAUGAAAGUGUGCAUUCUGGGAAAAGAACACCAAGUCCUUUUAGGUCAGAGUCAGGGGAUGGAUUAGGUACUCCUGGUUGUUCUAACAGUCGUAAUGGUGAUAAAGACUGGGAAAACGCCUCAACUACUUCUUCAGUGGCAUCAGCAACGGAAUAUACGGGACCAAAGUUAUACAAAGAGCCAAGUGCAAAAUCCAACAAAUAUAUUAUCCACAAUGCCCUCUCUCACUGCUGCUUGGCUGGAAAAGUAAAUGAAGGUCAAAAGAACAAGAUUUUAGAGGAAAUGGAAAAAUCCAAUGCCAACAACUUUCUAAUCCUCUUUCGCGAUUCUGGAUGCAUGUUCAGGUCUCUCUACACAUACUGCCCGGAAACUGAGGAGAUCAGCAAAUUGACAGGCAUCGGCCCACGCUCCAUUUCCCGCAAGAUGAUCGAGAACCUCUACAAGUACAACUCAGAUCGCAAGCAGUUCAGCCACAUCCCCGCCAAAACAUUGUCGGCUAGUGUUGAUGCUGUGACCAUUCACAGCCACCUGUGGCAGACGAAGAGACCCCAAACUCCUAAAAAACUUCUUUCCCCUAAGGCGUAGCGGCUGACAUUUUCCAUUUGAAAACUAGAUAUUUCUUCUUGCCAAUGAAACUUUAAUAGAGUGAAACUAGACGCUAACUGCUGUCUUUAAACAAAACUGGAAUGUAGGACAGUAUUAAUCGAGGGCUGAUAUUGUGGGGAUGUGGAUGAUAUGGGGAUGGCGGGGUGGGUUGGUUAUUUAUCACAAAACGUUUUUAAGUCACAUAAUUGGGUGGGGUAGCUGUAUGUUUAUUGACUUCUAGGGCACGUGCGUUUUUGAUCAGACACUGAAGUACUGACAUUUUUCCAUCUUUGGUGAGUGGAAUGACUUGACAUCUCCUGCCUUAUAUAUUAUUUUUUAUGCUGCGUCUGUGUGAGUAAGUGACGACGAUGAGUUUUGCUAGAUAUUGAUAUUUUCUUUCCUGUUUGCUUUUGUAGUAGGCAGAGAGUGUAAACUAUAACAUUAUUAACCCUUUUACUGGCAGAGUGAGGCAACUCAAUUCCCUUAAAAUAUGUCGCAGGACCUCAUAGAAGUAAAAGGGUUAAACAGUUCUGCUUACCUCAAAAACAAAAUGCAAAGCCAGUAAGCAUGUAUUUGACUGAACACGUCUCUCGCUAACUAUUUUUUUAUAGCUUAAGAAAGGUCUAUAAAGACCUUUGAUACAAGCACCCAUUAGUCUGACAUUCCCAGAAUGCAAAGCUCUCGUGUGCAAUUUCAUUCCCAGAAUGCAAUGCGCUCUUUGCCGCUUGUAUUGUUAUAAGCACUACAUUUUGGUCCAGUUUUAUUUUAACCACCUCAUGG